Molecule: messenger RNA, 1869 nt
Organism: Sciurus carolinensis (gray squirrel)
Lineage: Eukaryota; Metazoa; Chordata; Mammalia; Rodentia; Sciuridae
Gene: Tnfsf10
Product: TNF superfamily member 10
Exons: 4
Coding region: 564-1352 (262 amino acids)
Biological process (GO): immune response
Cellular component (GO): membrane
Molecular function (GO): CD40 receptor binding; tumor necrosis factor receptor binding
Source: RefSeq, a predicted model, not a curated record
ACAUUGGGUUAGCUAAUAGUUAAUUUUACUAAAUGUGAUUAAUUUUACUUUUGGCACUGUGACUUCAAUUGAAUCAAUUUCUUUUCUGGUUGCUCCCUUCACUGUUAGAGGGCAUUUAAAAAUAUUUGCUAAAAAUGUCAGAUGAGAGCACAAAUAUCAAAACAAUACUAUUUGUAUUUAAAGACAUUCUGGGGAACUCCCAGAGUAGGAGGAGGAUGUGUUUUAGACCUGUUGGUAAAGUCUAUUGUCUGGUGCACAGUAUCUAAGUGGGUUUCUAACUUUAGAAUAAGACUCACACCAUGUCAGAGCUGGAAGGGGCCUGAGACAUCACCACAUGCAAGUUCUGACCGGGAGCACACGGAGAAGAGAGACAAAGUCAAGUUCAGAUAUCACCAUGACGCUAUUUCCAUAGGAAAUGAAAUUGUAUUUCCACCUGGGCGGCCUAGGAACACACCUGCACUGUGCCCACCCUGGAAAUGUGGCCUGGCUGCCCCUCCCCCCACAGCUGUACUGAGCAGCUGUGAUUCCAUCGCUCCAAAUGGCAAUGACUGCUCCCAGGCCAAAUGCCAGGAGAAACUCGGGCUGCGGUGGGUUCUAGAGGAACCUCAGAAAUGGAACUUCAAAGUCCCUGGGAUCUGGUGGCUGGAGGGCAGGACAAGACCCAGCAACGGGGAGAGACUCGGAACCGGUGUAGACACCUGGAGACUAAGGAGUCUUCUGGAAUGGGGAGCAACAGUGGGGAGACCAGAGAAGUAGCAGAGAUGAUUUUGAGAACCUAUGAGGAAACCAUUCCUACAGUUCAAGAAAAACAAGGAAGUAUUUCUUCCUUAGAAAGAAGACCUCAGAGAGUAGCAGCUCACAUAACAGGGACCACUCGGAGAAGCAGCACAUUCUUAGAUCCAGGCUCCAAGAGUGAAAAGGCUUUGGGCCAGAAAAUAAAAUCCUGGGAGUCAUCAAGGAAAGGACAUUCAUUCCUAAGAAAUUUUCACUUGAGGAAUGGAGAACUGGUCAUCCAUCAAACAGGGCUUUAUUACAUCUAUUCCCAAACAUACUUUCGAUUUCAGGAAAUUGAAGAAACUUCAGGAGCAAUUUCAAAAGAGACCAGAAAGAAAAGCAAACAGUUGGUACAGUAUAUUUACAAAUGCACAGACUAUCCUGACCCUAUAUUGCUGAUGAAAAGUGCCAGAAAUAGCUGUUGGUCCAAAGAUUCUGAGUAUGGACUCUACUCCAUCUAUCAAGGGGGGAUGUACGAACUUAAGGAAAAUGACCGAAUUUUUGUCUCUGUAACUAAUGAGCACUUGAUUGACUUGGACCAAGAAGCCAGUUUUUUCGGGGCCUUUUUGAUUGAUUAAUGAUCUGCAGAGGAGCAUUGUGUGAGCCCAGGAGUUGAAGACCAUCCUGGGAAAUUUAGCAAGACUUCAUCUCUUAAAAGAAAGGUUCAUGAGGCAGCCUCUGAACCAGUGUCCUCUUGGAACAGAUGGAAGCUUGGCUCAGUCACAAAUGUUCACUUUGGCUUCUCUGGUGUGGGGAGACUCAAAAGGAUUAUACCCAGGGCCACGGAGGAAUCACGACCCUGCUGACACCUUGAUUUCAAAUUUCUAGCCUACAGAGUUCUGAGACCAGAAGAGAACCAAUUCCUGUUGCUGAAAGCCACCCAGAUUGAGACACCAUGUUCCAGCAGUUCUAGGAAGCCAACACAGCCUUUCAUACCUUGCUCAAGAAGUCUUGUCCACUGACAAUCAUACAGAUAUAUGUAUAUGUACAUAUAUGUAUAUAUACAUGUACACAUGCAUAUAUGUAUAUUACAUAUAUGUACACAUGUAUAUAUACCUGUAUAUAUGUACACACACACACACACACACACACACA